Messenger RNA from Ananas comosus (pineapple), 892 nucleotides. RefSeq names its product abscisic acid receptor PYL12-like. The record is from RefSeq and is a predicted model, not a curated record. Gene Ontology annotation, molecular function: signaling receptor activity; protein phosphatase inhibitor activity; abscisic acid binding. Gene Ontology annotation, cellular component: nucleus; cytoplasm. The coding region runs from base 120 to 737 and encodes 205 amino acids. Gene Ontology annotation, biological process: abscisic acid-activated signaling pathway. The transcript has a single exon. NCBI's taxonomy places the organism in Eukaryota, Viridiplantae, Streptophyta, Magnoliopsida, Poales, Bromeliaceae.
CAAACAGCAACCCGAAAUCCGGCUCCAGAGUCUAGAGAGAGAGAGAGAGAGAGAGAGAGAGAGAGAAGCGCUUCCCCCAAACGCAGAAGCGCUUCGAUCUCCAGAUCGAUCUCCCGCACAUGCCGCGCCUCCCGACGGCGGCCGAGGGAGCGCAGGACGAGGCGGUGCGGCGGCACGAUCGCGGGGCGCCGGCGGGGCCGGGGCAGUGCGGGGCGGUGCACGUGCAGCACGUGUCGGCGCCGGUCCCGCUCGUGUGGUCGCUCGUGCGCCGCUUCGACCGGCCCCAGUGCUACAAGGGCUUCGUGCGCGCGUGCGGGCUACUCCCCCGCACGUGCGGGGGCGCGGGACCCGCUACGGGCGCGGGCGAAAUGGGCGUGGGGAGCGUGCGCGAGGUGCGGCUCGUGUCGGGGCUCCCCGCGCGGACGAGCACGGAGCGCCUCGACGCGCUCGACGAGGAGCGCCACGUCACCGGGUUCACGGUCCUCGGCGGGGACCACCGCCUCGCCAACUACCGAUCCGCGACCAGCCUCCACGCGGCGGGCGGGGAUUCGCCGUCGCUCGGGACCAUCGUGGUGGAAUCCUACGUGGUGGACGUGCCCCGCGGGAGCACGGCCGAGGAGACGCGCGCCUUCGCGGACACCAUCGUGCGCUGCAACCUCCGCUCCCUCGCCACCGUCUGCCAGACGAUGGCCGCCCGAUCCGCAUCCAACGGCUCAAACGCGUCGACGCACAUGUAGCUAGCUCUCCACUCUGCUGCGUAUAUACAUAUGUAUUAUAAGUGUUUUACUUCGGUUUGUUUGGGUUAGUUUGGUUUGGUUAAUUGGUAGUUUUUGUCACUUACUUAGGCUCCGUUUGGGAUUGCGGGGAGAUUGCCUUAUGUGCGGUGAGAAAA